This is a messenger RNA of Polypterus senegalus (gray bichir), 2223 nucleotides long. It is a transcript of the gene abhd4, whose product is annotated as abhydrolase domain containing 4, N-acyl phospholipase B. Gene Ontology annotation, molecular function: phosphatidylcholine lysophospholipase A1 activity. The record is from RefSeq and is a predicted model, not a curated record. Lineage: Eukaryota; Metazoa; Chordata; Cladistia; Polypteriformes; Polypteridae. Gene Ontology annotation, cellular component: lipid droplet. The transcript is spliced from 7 exons. Bases 506 to 1645 code for a protein of 379 amino acids.
UUUUGUUUGAUGUUUUUAUUGCUAAAGUCACUAGUCUUUAUUGAGGAUCUCAUUGUACUGUGUAAACUUAAAAAUAUUUUUUUGUUGAACGUAGACUAAAGUAAAUCAGUAAAUCUUUGAAUGCUAAGACUGACAUCAUAUCACUUACACUAGCAUAAGAUUCAACAUGUACAGCACAGAGAAUGGUUGGAAUAAAUCAAAAAUUAACCUUGAUUUGGACAUUUGGAAAUUUAUUUGCAAUUAAAUUAAUUAAUUGCUUGACAUCAAAGGCUAAGAAUGUCAAAUUUAGUUACCGUAACCUGAAGCGAGGAAACUUGAAUGUGAGGGUCUUUUCAUUAUGUAGUUCAGUUUGUGAUGUGCACAGCUACCUCUAGGUGUCGCUGUUGCAUUAACAGUAGGGGUGCCUUACCAGUUUAGAGAUUUUCAGAUGGAUUUUUUGCCUGUUUGUGAUAAUCAUUUUUCUCCUUCUUUUUCUCUCUUCAUUAACCCAACGCUGCCGAGAUGAAUGUCCACUCACCUGAACACCUUAAAUGGAUUAAGUGGUUUUGAGAAUGCUACGUUGAUUACUGCUGGCUGGCUAACAAGUUGGAUCCCUUCGUGGCGCCCUACUUCCAUGUCACUGCUGAAGAACGCAGAAGCCAAAAUCCUUUCCUGCAUUUGCAGUGAGCUUGUGGCUCGCUUCAUAUCUCUUCCAACCCAGGACAAAAUCUGGACUUUAAUGGUGUGUAACAAAAGAAAAAAUCUAGAUGCCACAGAACAGAGUUCCGCCAAUCACUCACCCCUUGUCCUUAUGCAUGGAUUUGGAGGUGGCGUAGGCCUUUGGGUGCAAAACCUUGAUGCCUUGUGUCGACGGCGUGCCGUGUAUGCGUUUGAUCUGCUUGGAUUUGGGAGGAGCUCGAGGCCGACUUUCAGCACAGACCCCAGUGAGGCAGAGGAUCAGUCAGUGAAUGCAAUUGAGGAAUGGAGAAAAGCUGUUGGAUUGGACAGUAUGAUCCUUCUGGGGCACAGUUUGGGAGGAUAUCUGGCUGCUUCCUAUGCCAUACAACACCCCCACAGGGUACGCCACUUGAUCCUGGUUGAUCCUUGGGGUUUCCCGGAGCGUCCACAAUCCCAAGAAAGUCAAGACAAUGGGAAUUCUGUCAAACGGAAUGGGCCACCGCGCUGGGUCAAGGCAGUGGCUACUGUUUUGUCUUAUUUCAAUCCUCUAGCAGUGCUACGAAUCGCGGGCCCCUGGGGCCCUGGUCUGGUGCAGCGGUUUCGACCAGAUUUCAAGCGAAAGUUUGAGGAACUGUUUGAUGAUGAUACCAUGACGGAAUACAUCUACCACUGCAAUGCACAGACCCCCAGUGGCGAAAUUGCGUUUAGAGCCAUGUCAGAGUCCUUGGGCUGGGCCAAGCGCCCCAUGCUGGCCCGAAUUCACUUGAUAGCACGUGAGGUUCCAAUCACUUUGAUUUAUGGGGCCCAGUCUUGGGUUGACGGCAGCACAGGUGACCGUGUGAGGGACCUACGACCGGGAAGUUAUGUCAACAGCGUGACUAUAAAAUAUGCUUCGCACCAUGUUUAUGCAGAUGCACCAGAAGAAUUUAACCAGAUUGUUGAAGAGAUCUGUGAUUCUGUGGACCAUACAGCAAGCCAUACCUUGUGAUUCAUGGAGCAAAAGGUUUAGAAGCACAGUGAAUGCCCACAUUAAGCCCAGCUGUCAAAUUGAAGUGGAGAACAUGGGGCUCUGCAUGAGUUUGUGACUAUCAGCUGGGCAUCAUUCAUCAGGAUAGGGGUCGGGGAUAGAAAAUAUGGCUAUCCGUACCAAGAUGAUUGUUGGUGCUCCCUUCUUAAAGGUGACCCAAGGUCUUUGAGCUAGAAGAUUACUUUAGCUAUGGGUUAUUGCAUCUUCUCCAGUUAGACCAUAACCCCACAAAUCUCAGUCCUUGAGCUCCACCUCAAGGGGGACACCGCCUUUCCUUAUCAUUCGCCAUUCAUGAAUCAUGUUUUGGGAAGGACAGUGUUUCUAACAAAAUACCUUGAGUCUGGCUUAUUUAUCUAGGUGUACCUUGGUGGACAGUUUUCCUUAAGUCUGAAAAAACUAUGAAAAAAGUAAUUUGCAUUUUUUUUCUUAGCAAUGUGAAAGCAUUCAUUUCUGAAACAAUGCAGUCAUGAUAUUAAUAUAAUAUUUACUUUAAAGGAUAAGUUAAGUAUUUUUCAAGUCAAAGUUAUUUCACAAUUAUG